This is a messenger RNA of Lodderomyces elongisporus, 531 nucleotides long. RefSeq names its product Duo1p (gene DUO1). The transcript has a single exon. The record is from RefSeq and is a predicted model, not a curated record. Gene Ontology annotation, biological process: mitotic cell cycle. Lineage: Eukaryota; Fungi; Ascomycota; Pichiomycetes; Serinales; Debaryomycetaceae. The coding region runs from base 1 to 531 and encodes 176 amino acids. Gene Ontology annotation, cellular component: mitotic spindle; DASH complex.
AUGACUUCACCUCAACGUACACCGAUUCAACUUCAUCCUCAGUCACAAGAAGAUCCAAUCUCACUCCGUGAAAAGGCGCUUGAAAAAGAACUCACGCAUCUAAGAAUGAUAAAUACGACUCUAGACACACUUGUAACCACCAUCGAGUCAACGACGUCAGAUAUAAAUACGUUUAACAAUGGUACCUCGAAUGCAAAGAGAAUGAUGGAUAAAUGGACAGAAAUCUUGACACAGGCUAGUUUUACUGGACAGAUGUUGGACGAUGAAGAGUGGACGCCUCAAGGAGAUGAGGGAGGACGCGAAGGUGGAUUGCGCGAGGAAAGUGCAGUUGAAGAAGAGCUUCGAAUUUUGCAAAGACGACUCAUGACUGUUGAACUGGAAAAUAUAGUCUUGAAUAAAAAAUUGGAAAAGGAAAUGCAAGAAAAAAGAGAAAGAUGGAAUCGUGCAGAAGAGUUGGCAAAUAAGAGGAAAAGGGAACUAGGUUUGAACGUGGCAGGCACUGGUAAUACAAGACGGAAACUCAAUCGAUGA